Messenger RNA from Sporisorium graminicola, 4416 nucleotides. RefSeq lists its product as uncharacterized. Gene Ontology annotation, cellular component: membrane. The record is from RefSeq and is a predicted model, not a curated record. Gene Ontology annotation, molecular function: ATP hydrolysis activity; ATP binding; ABC-type transporter activity. The coding region runs from base 1 to 4416 and encodes 1471 amino acids. Gene Ontology annotation, biological process: transmembrane transport. NCBI's taxonomy places the organism in Eukaryota, Fungi, Basidiomycota, Ustilaginomycetes, Ustilaginales, Ustilaginaceae. The transcript has a single exon.
AUGAGCGAUCCAGCUCCCUACAGUGGCGCCACCACCCCAGCCGGUCCCACGGCCGCACACACUCCGCGAGCAACCAGCUCGGGCCACGACGACCACUCCUCUGUCGACAUGUAUUCCCACAACUCUAGCCCAAAAGAUGGCCACGUCGAUGUCGAGCGUGCAAAAGCCGAGUUCAGCAUGCUCCAGACCUCCCUCAGUCGACAAUCUGAGGCCACGCGUCAUAACAGCAAGUCCUCCCCUCAAGACCUCGAAGCCGGCAAAACCGCCAGCGAGCACACCGACGACGAUGAUAGCUUCGACCUGGUUGAGUACCUUCGUUCCACCCAGUCCCAAAAGUCCCAGGCCGGCAUCAAGUCCAAGCACAUCGGCGUCUCCUGGACCAACCUCGAAGUCAUCGGAAACGACUCCAUGUCCCUUAACAUUCGAACCUUCCCGGACGCCAUCACUGGAACCUUCCUCGGCCCCAUCUUCAAGAUCAUGGCCCUCAUGAACAAGAACCGCGGCCGAAAGCUUCUCCAGAACUUCACCGGUGUCGCAAAGCCCGGCGAGAUGGUCCUCGUCGUCGGUCGUCCCGGCUCCGGUUGUUCCACGUUCCUCAAGACCAUCGCAAAUCAGCGCUCCGGCUACAUCGCCGUCAACGGUGAUGUCAAGUACGGCGGCAUCAGCGCCGACGAGUUUGCCAAAAAGUAUCAGGGUGAAGCCGUCUACAAUGAGGAGGACGAUGUGCACUUCCCCACCCUCACUGUCAAGCAGACGCUCGAAUUUGCCCUCAGCCUCAAGAGCCCCGGUCAGCGCCUCCCUGAACAGACCAUCAAGUCGCUCAACCAAGAGGUGCUCGACACGUUCCUCAGAAUGCUCGGAAUCCCGCACACCGCCGACACCUUGGUCGGCUCGGCCGUCGUACGUGGUGUGUCGGGUGGUGAGCGCAAGCGUGUCAGCAUCGCAGAGUGCAUGGCCUCCAGAGCCGCCGUGCUUAGUUGGGAUAACUCGACACGUGGUCUUGAUGCUUCCACCGCGCUCGACUACGCCAAGUGCAUGCGAGUCUUUACCGACAUUGUCGGCCUCACCACCUUUAUCACCCUCUACCAGCCCGGUGAAGGUAUCUGGGAGCAGUUUGACAAGGUCAUGGUCAUUGACGAGGGACGCUGCGUCUACUACGGUCCUCGCGACAAGGCUCGUCAGUACUUCCUCGACCUCGGCUUCAAGGACUACCCUCGUCAGACUUCGGCCGAUUUUUGCUCCGGUUGCACCGACCCCAACCUCGACCGCUUCGCCGAGGGUCAGGACGAGACCACGGUUCCCUCGACUUCCGAGCGCCUCGAGCAAGUCUACCUCAAGUCCCAAUUCUACCAAGACAUGGUCCGCGAAAAGGAAGAGUACGACGCUCAAAUUGCUGCCGACCGAUCCGCCGAGCAAGAGUUCCGUGACGCCGUCCUCGAAGACAAGCACAAGGGCGUUCGCCACAAGAGCAUCUACACGGUCAGCUUCUUGCGCCAGGUUCAGGUCCUCACCGUCCGUCAGAUGCAGAUGAUCCUUGGAAACAAGUUUGAUAUCUUUGUCUCCUUCUCCACCACCAUUGCCAUCGCCCUCAUUGUCGGAGGUAUUUUCCUCAACCUGCCUGAGACGGCUGCCGGCGCUUUCACCCGUGGCGGUGUCCUUUUCAUCGGCCUCUUGUUCAACGCUCUCACCGCCUUCAACGAGCUCCCCACCCAGAUGGGUGGCCGCCCGGUCUUGUUCAAGCAGAUGAACUACGCCUUCUACCGUCCUGCAGCUCUCAGCUUGGCCCAGAUGUUCGCCGAUAUUCCGCUCUCGAUCAGCCGUAUCAUCUUGUUCUCCAUCAUCCUCUACUUUAUGGCGGGUCUCCAACGCACCGCCGGCGCCUUCUUUACCUUCUUCAUCUUCGUCUACUUUGGCUACCUCGCCAUGUCCGCCCUUUUCCGCCUCUUUGGUACCGUCUGCAAGUCGUACGACGUCGCUGCCCGUCUCGCCGCCGUUAUCAUCUCGGCUCUUGUCGUUUUUGCGGGCUACGUGAUCCCCCGUGACGCCAUGUACCGCUGGCUCUUCUGGAUCUCGUACAUGAACCCACUCUACUUUGCCUUUUCGGGCGUCAUGAUGAACGAGUUCAAGGACCUCGAGCUCGCCUGCGUAGGACAGUACAUUGUUCCGCGCAACCCAACGGGCUCCAACCAGUAUCCCAACGACGUCGGCGAGAACCAGGUCUGCACCCUGGCAGGUGCUCGCUCCGGCAACCAGCUGGUCGCCGGUAACGACUACCUUCGCGCCAGCUUUGGCUACGAUUCGGGCGACCUCUGGCUCUACUUUGGUGUCGUUGUCAUCUUCUUUGUCGGUCUUGUCGGCUGCACCAUGCUGGCUAUCGAGUUCUUCCAGCACGGUCAGUUCUCGAGCGCACUCACCGUUGUCAAGAAGCCCAGCAAGGAGGAGAUGGAGCUCAACAAACGCCUCAAGGAGCGAAUGUCGAUGAAGGAGAAGGACUCGAGCCAGCAGCUCGAUGUCGAAUCCAAGCCUUUUACCUGGGAAAAGCUUUGCUACGAGGUUCCCGUCAAGGGGGGCAAGCGUCAGCUGCUCGACGAGGUCUAUGGUUACUGCCGUCCCGGAACGCUGACUGCUCUCAUGGGCGCUUCGGGCGCCGGUAAGACGACGCUACUAGACGUGCUUGCCGACCGCAAGUCUAUCGGUGUCAUCUCGGGCGAUAGGCUGAUCGACGGUAAGAAGAUCGGCAUCGAAUUCCAGCGAGGCUGUGGUUACGCCGAACAGCAGGACAUCCACGAAGGCACCGCCACCGUCCGCGAGGCUCUCCGCUUCAGUGCCUAUCUUCGUCAGCCGCCCAGCGUGCCCAAGUCGGACAAGGAUGCUUAUGUCGAGGACAUUAUCGAGUUGCUCGAGAUGCAAGACAUUGCCGACGCUAUGAUCGGUAUCCCCGAGUUCGGUCUUGGUAUUGGCGACCGCAAGCGUGUCACGAUCGGUGUCGAGCUGGCUGCUCGACCGGAUCUGCUCCUCUUCCUCGACGAACCCACUUCCGGAUUGGACGGUCAGACUGCCUACAACGUCGUCCGCUUCCUCAAGAAGCUGGCUGCUUCCGGCCAGGCCAUUCUCUGCACCAUCCACCAGCCCAAUGCCUUGCUGUUUGAGCAAUUCGACCGUCUGCUCCUCCUCGAGCGAGGCGGAAAGACGGUCUACUUUGGCGACGUGGGUCCCAAUGCCGAGCACAUUGUCAAGUACUUUGCCGACCGAGGUGCCAAGUGUCCUGACAAGGUUAACAUGGCCGAGUACAUGCUGGACGCCAUUGGAGCUGGUUCGCAGAAGCGUGUCGGAAACAAGCCUUGGUCGCAGCUCUACAAGGAGUCCGACCUGUUCAAGCAGAACCUGGCCGAAAUCGAGAAGAUCAAGCAGGAGAGCGGCAGCUCUUCGCCCGAGGGGUCUCAACAGGCCAAGAAGACCGAGUAUGCCACGUCGUUCCCCUUCCAGGUCAAGACGGUUCUGCAUCGUGCUCUCCUCAGCACGUGGAGGCAACCAGACUACCAGUUCACACGUCUCUUCCAGCAUGCUGCCAUCGCUCUGAUCACCGGCCUCUGCUUCUUGAACUUGUCCAACUCGGUGGCAUCGCUUCAGUACCGCAUCUUCGGUAUCUUUAUGGCCACCGUUCUGCCUGCCAUUAUCCUGGCUCAGAUCGAGCCUUUCUUCAUCAUGUCCCGUUCGGUCUUUAUCCGCGAAGACUCGAGCAAGAUGUACAGUGGCACCGUGUUUGCGAUCACGCAGCUGAUCCAGGAGAUACCCUUUGGCAUUGUCUCGGUUGUGGUCUACUUCCUACUCUUCUACUAUCCCUCUGGCUUCCAGGGCGGGUCUGACCGGGCUGGUUACUUCUUUGCCAUGCUGUUGGUUACCGAGCUGUUCGCGGUGACACUCGGCCAGGCACUUGCUGCCAUCUCGCCGUCGAUCUACAUUGCGUCGCUGUUCAACCCGUUCAUGAUCGUCAUCAUGUCUCUGCUCUGCGGUGUCACGAUCCCUUACCCGAACAUGCCACACUUCUUCAAGUCGUGGCUGUACUGGGUCAACCCGUUGACGUACCUCGUCUCAGGCCUGGUGACCAACGAGAUGCACAACCUUCCUGUCCGAUGCUCGCCGCAAGAGUUUGCCGUCUUCCAGCCGCCCACCGGCGAGACGUGCAGGGCGUGGGCCGCCACGUUCGUCAAUGCCUUCGGAGGCUACCUGCAGAACCCAGAUGCGACCGCCGACUGCCAUUACUGCCAGUACACGGACGGAGACCAGUUCUACUCCACGUUCAACAUGAAGUUCUCGCAACGCGGCAGGAACAUCGGCAUCAUGAUCGCCUAUGUCGCGUUCAACGCCAUCGUCACCAUCCUUGCCUCCCGCUUCAUCAAGUACGCCAACCGUUGA